Macrobrachium nipponense is the source of this 3907-nucleotide messenger RNA. Its product is annotated as major facilitator superfamily domain-containing protein 8-like. The transcript is spliced from 8 exons. Gene Ontology annotation, biological process: transmembrane transport. NCBI's taxonomy places the organism in Eukaryota, Metazoa, Arthropoda, Malacostraca, Decapoda, Palaemonidae. Gene Ontology annotation, cellular component: lysosomal membrane. Gene Ontology annotation, molecular function: transmembrane transporter activity. Bases 551 to 2434 code for a protein of 627 amino acids. The record is from RefSeq and is a predicted model, not a curated record.
GGCUCACUCGGUGGAGCGCGUUCCUCUCAGCUGUACAACCGAGAGACUCGACAGCCUUGGCUUUGAGAGAGUCGCGGCGCAGCGAACUCGCCGUCACCGAAGGGCUGCCAGUCCCAGUUCGUUGUGGGGUGUCUCCUGACGUUAAGCACUUGUUGCUCUCUCUAUGUCAGAGCUGUUCAAACAAAGAAACCUUUCCGUCGGUCUAGUUUUUACACCCGGCGAGGUUUGCUUUGCUAGUUUCUAUUGCCGUGUGGUCGCGUCUGAUGUGUUUUUGUGGUGAAUCAGUGCUGCAGGAAAUGUGAAAUAUAAAUUAGACGUUACGUAAUCUGACUAUGAUUGAAGAGAACGAACUGAAAAAAGGAGAUAAAAAUGAAAACUAUAAUUUUUUUACAAUAAUAUCGAAUACUUGCCCCAAUUUUGAACAACAAGCUACGAAGGCGAGAUCAUGACAAAAACUUUACGUUACUGGAAGUGAAGAUCAUACUAGGAUAACUUUGUAGCCCCGUCAUUUAGCCUUAUAAUAUAUAAGCGUCCCACGUCCAAUGACAAGAUGCAUGCUAAGGAUAAUAACGUCACUAUGGAAACUACGGAAGGGGCUGAAGAUAUCCUGCUGAAGCCCACAGGAGAGGCCAUCCCUGUCGCGGCUACAAAUGGGGACGGAGCGGCGGUUCCUAUGCUGGAGGAGAAUGGAACUCUAACAUUGUUGGAGACGUUGGAGGAGAAGAGAGCGAGGCGUCGGUCGCACUACGUCGUCUACUUCACCACCUUCAUCGGUUCUGUGGGUUUCUCCAUCGUCCUGACAGGUGUCUGGCCUUACCUGCAACAGCUGGAUUCAGGAGUGUCAAAGGAGUUUUUGGGAUGGGUGAUUGCAGCCAAUCCGCUGGGACAAAUGCUAGCGUCGCCAGUCUUAGGUCUCUGGGCAAAUAAGGCCAAGUCAAGCAGAGGCCCAUUGCUGUUCGCCAUUGCGAUCUUCAUUUUGGGCAAUGCUUUGUACGCCAUCCUCAGCAUCUUCGGCGUGUCUGCGAGAGCGCUCAUGGUAUUCGCUCGCUUCCUCGUCGGCGUCAGUUUUGCAAACAUGGCUGUCAUCAGGAGCUACGUGGCGGCUUCGACCACCACCCAGGAGAGGACGACGGCCGUGGCCCUCACCUCAGCUGCCCAGGGCGGUGGAUUCAUCAUAGGACCUGCGCUCCAGGCAGCAAUAGCAGUUGCUUUCAGCCAGGAAAUAAUACCGUCUUCCAAUUCUACGACGAAUCAUAAUACAACCGAUUACCUGGAGGAUGAUGUCGAGGAAGCAGGACACCUCGAAUGGAACAUGUACACAGCAGCUGGAUGGGCGGCCGCUGUCUUGGGGAUUAUCAAUUUCUUCAUCUUCUUGCCUUGCAUUUUUCAGGAGUACCCGGUCGCAGCGAAGGAAGCUCAGAUGCAGAGGGACGCCGCUAAUUUAAGCGAAACCAAGAUGCCUAACCCCGACUACAAGACGGUGGUUGCUGUUUUGGUGUCGUUUUUCAUCACGCAGUUUGUGUUCGUGCUGAUAGAAGUGGUGUUGGUGCCGAUGUGCAUGGACAUGUACGCGUGGUCGGACGAAACGGCCCUCACCAUCAUUGGCGUCGGACUGUGUGUGGCUGGAAUUGUGGCCACUAUCAUGUUCGCUAGUGUGGGCGCGUUAGUGAGGAGGUUCGACGAACGGAAAGUGUAUAUUCUCCUGGGUCUAGUGCCUCUUCUCAUAUCAAUGGUCAGCUUCAUUCCUAUGGGGAACACGUACCCCAAGAUACAAAACUGCACGACAGAAACGAGCGAACCGCACCACAGAGAGGCCCGUAGCAUUUCCCCAAUGCUGCCAUAUCAUCUAGAAGUGGUCAGAAGUCAGCUCCAUCCAAUGAUUUCUGUCAAGACCUAUCCAAACUCCUCGUAUGAAGAAGAGUAUUCUUUUGAGCCACUCGAGGAAGACCUGAGUGCCGAUCUUGCAGACGUUUCACUCUUGUAUCAAACCGAUGAUCUGCAGUACUACGCUGGAACGUCGUCAGAUCAGCGCCUUUUGUCCAGAAGACGCCGUGGCAUACGGAGGGAGAAGAAGUGCCGGGACACCGGCUGUCCUCCCGAGCAGGAGUGGUGUACAUACACCCCGAUCAUCGAGCAGUCCCAAAUGAUCGUCGCGUGCUUCUUGUCCUUCGUGGGCUACCCCAUCGCAUUUACGCUGUCCAGCUCACUGUACUCAAAACUGCUAGGUCCCAACCCGCAGGGUCUAUGGAUGGGUAUUCUCACCAGUAUAGGCAGCUUUUCACGGAUGACUGGGCCCAUUUUCGUUUCGUAUAUGUAUACCGAAUUGGGCACAAGAUGGACGUUUGGCCUCUUGGUUAUUGUCAUGAUAAUUACCAUUGUUUUGACUCUAGCGUUCUACAAGCGAUUAGUACCCAUGAAAGUGGUGGACAGUUAAAGAAUGCGCUUAAUUAUGAAACGCUCAAGUUGUUCUACUAAAGAGGUUUCUCUUUAACAUUUGUAUUGUAAAAUAGUCCUUAUGGGGCCUAUGAUGUGUAGGGGUAUAUUUGAGAUUAAUUAUAUAGCUUUUAAGAAUAACAAAAUGGGUUCCUAGAGGGUGCAAACGAACCAGGGAAAGGAAGAGAAGAAGACGAUGGAUUGACGAGCUAAGAAAAUUUGCGGGUAUAGACUGACAUAGAAAGACCAUUAACAGAAGGGAGUGGAAGGACAUGUCUGAGGCCUUUGUCUGAUGACGAUAUAGCUUUUGUCGAGCAAGAAUUCAUGAUGUAAUAUAAUGUUUAUGACGACAAUGUACACAAAGUAUUUUUUAAUAAUGCGAAAGACAUGCGGUACUUCAUUCCAAGGUGCUUCACAGUCAGUAAGACUUUUAAAGUGUCUUUCAAGUGUGAUAACAUUUUCAGAUAUAAGAGGAGUUGUAGACAUUAUUUUAUGCAUUAGAUCUAGUGUAAACAGUGAAUAUAUAGCUCUCAAAUAUAUAUUUUUUCAUAUCUCUUUUGCUGUUGUUGUGUGGUCGUAUAGAGUGACACAUAAGGUGAAAGUGGCAUUCCUGACAAUGUUGACAGAAAAGACUAUAGAAAUUUUAUUACUUAUUAAGUGUUUCCUAUAGAUUUAGGAUCAAUAAUCAAUUCACUAAUUUACUCAGUCAUUAUUUAACAGGAAAAUCUUUUCUUAAAUCACAAUGAUGUGAUAGAGGAAAUAAGUAUUGAUUAGGAUGCGUGACAGUGUAUGAUACGUCUCGUUUUUAUAGAUGAUCAGUCAAUUUUUUUUUUAUUUGCAAUAAUAUUGUCCAUAUCAGUAAUACCAGACCUGACUCGUAUAUAGGACCAUAGCUAUAAAAUCGUACGAAGUGAUAUUUUUCAGAUCAUUUAGAAAAUCUUUGUCUGAUAUAUUAAUUCUGGAGAAACAAAUGUCUUCUUCUAUUUCACCAAUACUUACUUAAGAAAUCAUGAUUUAGUAAAUUUGUGAAAAUAGACCUGAAAACCAUAAAUGAGUCUAUAUUCAAACGGUUUAUAUUAUGUAAGUUUAAACAGAAAUUCUUAACCGCAUUCACUAAUUUAAGCAGAAUUCUUGAUGUGAUAAUGGAGUUUUAAACUUAGGAGAUUCUACUGUUGAAAUAUUAGAAGAUUCUAGUGUUGAAAUAUCAGAAGAUUCCAGAGUUGAAAUAUUAGAAGAUUCUAGUACUGAAAUAUUAGAAAAUUCUAGUGUUGAAAUAUUAGAAGGUUCUACAGUUGAAAUAUUAGAACAUUCUAGUGUUGAAAUAUUGGAAGGUUCCACUGUUGAACUAUCAGAAGAUUGUAGUAUUGAAAUAUUAGAAAAUUCUAUUGUUGAAAUAUUAGAAGAUUCUAGUGAUUGAAAUAUUAGAAGAUUCUAGUGUUGAAAUAUUAGAAGAUUCUAGUGAUGAAAUAUUAGA